Messenger RNA from Tauraco erythrolophus (red-crested turaco), 1515 nucleotides. The record is from RefSeq and is a predicted model, not a curated record. NCBI's taxonomy places the organism in Eukaryota, Metazoa, Chordata, Aves, Musophagiformes, Musophagidae.
AUGACCGGCAAAACCGCGCCUCCAGCCACAGACCCGUCUCCGGCAGCUCCGAAGAAAGAGCCGGCGCCAGCCCCAAAGGAAGAACCAGCCCCAGCCCCAGCUUCUGGAGAGCCCCCUGCCCCGGAGCAUCCCCCUGCCGCAGAGCAGCCCACAGCUCCCGCAGACAAGCCUGCUCCCGUCCCCACGGCAGAAGCUCCUGAAGUCCCCACUCCAGCCCCUGAAGAAGGUCCCCCGGCUGCCCCGGCUGAACCCCAAACCGCAGCCCCUGAACCCGAGCCUGAGAAACCAAAAGAAGAGCCACCCAGCUGCCCCUUGUCCUUGGCCGUGGAAGAAGUGAGCGAAAACUCGGUUACGCUGACCUGGAAAGCCCCAGAGCAGAUGGGCCGGUCGGGCCUGGAUGGAUACGUGGUGGAGAUCUGCAAAGAUGGAAGUACGGAGUGGACAGCUGUGAACAAGGAGCCUUUCCUUUCCACCCGGUACACAAUCCAGGACCUCAGCUCCGGUGAGAAGAUCCACGUACGGGUGAAGGCUGUCAGCGCCAGCGGUGCCGGUGUUCCGGCUACUUUGGAGCAGCCAGUCCUCAUCAGAGAGAUCCUCCAGCUCCCGAGGAUCCGCAUGCCCCGUCACCUGCGGCAGACUUAUGUCAGGCGUGUUGGGGAUGCCGUGAACAUGAUGAUCCCUUUCCAGGGAAAGCCACAGCCCAAGGUGAUCUGGACCAAGGGUGACCAGCCCCUGGACACCAGCCGUGUCAACAUCCGCAACACGGACAAGGACACCAUCUUCUACAUCCGCGAGGCGCAGCGCAGUGAUUCGGGCAAGUACGAGCUUGCCGUGCAGAUAAACGGGGCGGAGGACAAGGCUACCCUGGACAUCCGAGUAAUUGAGCCACCGAGCCCCCCCCAGAACCUGAAGCUGGUGGAUGUGUGGGGCUUUAACGUGGCCCUGGAGUGGACCCCUCCGGUAGACAACGGGAAUUCUGAGAUCAAGGGCUACCUGGUGCAGAAGUCAGACAAGAAAAGUGGGAAAUGGUUCACGGCACUGGAGCGCUGCACCCGCACCAGCUGCACCAUCUCCGACCUCAUCAUCGGCAAUACCUACUCCUUCCGCGUGUUCGCGGAAAACGCCUGCGGGCUGAGCGAGAAAGCAGCUGUCGCCUCCGGGGUGGCCCACAUCAAGAAGACAAAAACUGCUUACCAGCCAGAAAAGAUCCCCCAACGGGACAUGAUGGAACCUCCAAAGUUCACCCAGCCUCUGACAGACCGAACCACCACCCGGGGCUAUAGCACACACCUCUUCUGCUCCGUCCGGGGCUUCCCUCAGCCCAAAAUCAUCUGGAUGAAAAAUCAGAUGGAGAUACGGGAAGACCCUAAAUACAUAGCGAUGAUCGAGCAGGGUGUCUGCUCCUUGGAAAUCCGCAAGCCCAGCCCUUUCGAUGGGGGCAUCUACACCUGCAAAGCUGUGAACCCCUUGGGGGAAGCCUCGGUAGACUGCAAACUUGAUGUGAAAGCAUCUUGA